Molecule: messenger RNA, 1827 nt
Organism: Heterobasidion irregulare TC 32-1
Lineage: Eukaryota; Fungi; Basidiomycota; Agaricomycetes; Russulales; Bondarzewiaceae
Exons: 2
Coding region: 1-1827 (608 amino acids)
Source: RefSeq, a predicted model, not a curated record
AUGACCUCCCCGAUGAAACGCUCUGGAUCCAAAUCUGGCGUGGCUGGCCCCGCGCCAGGAAACAAAUCCAAGGUCAACAACGAGAACGACGAACCCAAAGCCAAGGGCAUCGACAAUGGCACCACCAGACUCCCGCCCAUCGUCGACGUCCUGACGCUCCGAACACUCGAUGCCCGCAGCUCCAUCACCCCCUCCCACCCCAACCUCGAGCAAAGCAUGCUCGGCAUCGAGGCCUUGGACCAGUCCGUCCCCAAAACCAAGAAACGCACCAAGUCUGUGCGCUUCGCGCUCGAUCAACCACGCAUGCAGCCCCCGCGCACCCCCAAGGCCCGUAGCAAGAAGCGCCUCAUCCGCUUCGAGGACCACCCCGGGCUGUCAGAGCUCGAGAUCGGCGCGCUCAGGGCCGCACGCAUCAUGACUAUGCCCAGCCCUCCUAAGUUCGGGGCCCCCGAUUACGACUCCGACUCCGACGAGGAGGAGGACACAAUCAACUUUAUGUCCCGCCGGCCCACCAGAAUGAAGCCGGCCAAAGUCUCGGCCCCGCCUGCAGAACAUUCCAGCGGUAAUAUCUUCGCAAGAAAUGGCAACAUCUUCCCGCCCAUUCAGGCCCCGUCCCAGGUCCAAGCAUGGCCAGUCGGUUCGUACAAGGCUGCGAUGGCUGCCGAGAGAGCGAAGAAGGCUGAAGAGAAGGCUCUCAGGGAAGAGGAUGCUAGGAAAGAGGCAAAGCAGAAAACGCAAGACGAGAAUGCCAAGAGAGACGCCGAGGAGGAAGCCGCCGUGGUGCAGAUGCUCGAAUCUUCGCCCACGCAGUCAUCCGAGGAACUUCCCGAGGCACCCACCGACGCGCCUCAAGAUGCCCUCAAUGAGGCACCCACUGAAGCACCUCAACGGGACCCUCAGCAGUCCACCAGCAAACAAGCUGACGACAUUCAGGAACCGGAACCAGCGGCGCCUCUCUCCCUGUGCCCCUCCCCUCCGCCCCCACCCCCUCCUCAGUCUCACCAGCCCGUGAGCGCGGUGCCCGAGAGUCAGCUCUUCCCCGUUCGCAACUUCAAACAGGCCCUUGACGACAUCACUAAGGUGGACGCAGCAAAGGACACUGUGGAAGGUUCCAUAGCCAUCGAAAACGAAGAGGAUUGGGUCAUUGUGGACACUCCCGAGCCCCAGCUUCCGUCACCCGAGCCCUCGACCCAGGCGCGCAGGUCGCCCAUUAUUCCACAAAUCAUGCAGCGGGUGACGAGGUCAAUGGCUAAGAAGAUCCAGACGAAGCUGCGCGUCAUCUCUGGCUCCAAGAACAAGCCCACGGCGACUGGGUCUAAGACAAGCACAGCGUCUAGAGGAGCAAAGGCGAGACAGAUUUUCAGUAGGGCGAAACCGGCGGGAUUAGCCAGGACUCAAACCAGGACCAUCUCCGCUGCCGAGUCGAGGGCGCAGACCACACCGCCCACGAUUCCAAAGGUACGCACAAUUGCCGUCAACAACGUCGAGCUUGCGCUGACCAUCCCAAAGCCGACUUCUAUCGCAGACUCUGAACCUACUACCUCGCGCCCAGAGCGCAACCAACUAAAGAGGCGUUGGAUGGACGACGAUGUCCAAGAAGCCUCCUCGACGAAGCGCAAGCUGUCAGGGCAAGCGCCGCCAGCGAAGAAAGCCAAGCUAUCGUCAACGUCGGAAGCCCCUGUUGCGGUUCCACAAGGUCCCACGUUACCCGCGUCCCAGGAAGCUAUCUCAAGCCCUCGUGUCUCCGCAAAGAGGCGUAGAGAUGCCGAUGAAGAAGAGGACUCGUCCAUUGGAGCGCGUCUGGUGAAGAGGCUCAGGAGAUUGUGA